This is a messenger RNA of Lucilia cuprina (Australian sheep blowfly), 1464 nucleotides long. RefSeq names its product vitellogenin-1-like. Lineage: Eukaryota; Metazoa; Arthropoda; Insecta; Diptera; Calliphoridae. The record is from RefSeq and is a predicted model, not a curated record. Gene Ontology annotation, molecular function: lipase activity. The coding region runs from base 50 to 1324 and encodes 424 amino acids. The transcript is spliced from 3 exons.
UUAGCUACUGAUCAACGUAGGAACGGGUAUCGUUUUAGUAUUUACAACUAUGAAAUCUUGGAUAAUUGUUUGUGUGGUAGGUGUGCUAUUAGCAGCAAGUCCUGCUUAUGGCACUCUUUCGAUGCUAAACAAGUUGAGACCAUCUCAAUGGUUGUCCUCAUCACAAUUGGAACAAACUCCUGCCAUCGAUGAAAUCACACUACAAAAGUUGGAAAGUAUGACAGUGGAAAAGGGUGCAGAACUGUGGCAGAAACUUUAUCACUUGUCCCAAAUCAGUAACAUUCUGAGACCCGAGUUUGUGCCCAGCCCCAGUAAUGUUCCCUGUUAUAUUGUCAAGCCUAGUGGUCAGAAAGUAGCUACCACUUUGGAUAAAUUGGCCUCGACAUGCAAACAACAACCCAACUUUGGUAAUGAGGAAGUGACCAUUCUUGUCACUGGUUUACCCGCCACUACUGAAACUGUCCGUAAAGCUAAUCGCAAAUUGAUUGAUGCUUAUCUACAACGUUACAACACCAAGAGACAACAACCCCAGAGAUUCGAUUACUCCGGUGAGAAGAUGGCUCGCACCUCUAGCGAAGAAGAUUCUAGUGAAUGGCAAAAACAAGAAGCUUCCUCUGGUAAUCUAGUUAUCAUCGAUUUGGGUUCCCAACUUAACAGCUUCAAACGUUUCUGCUUAUUGGAUGUUGAAGAAACUGGUGCCAUGAUUGCUUCGGCUAUUAUUGAAAUGACCGAGAAGUGUGAUGUUGCCGAUGAGACUGUCCAUCUUGUUGCUCAAGGUAUUGCUGCCCAUGUUGCUGGUGCCGCUGGCAAUGAAUAUACCCGUCAAACUGGCCGUCAAUUGAGACGUAUCACUGCCUUGGAUCCCUCCAAAGUUUUGGCCAAAAAUCCUCAUACUUUGACUGGUUUGUCUCGUGGUGAUGCUGAAUUUGUCGAUGCCAUUCACACCAACACCUAUGGCAUGGGUACUGUUCAACGUGUCGGUGAUGUAGAUUUCUAUCCCAAUGGUCCUUCGGCUGCAGUGCCCGGUGCUAAAAGUAUUGUUGAAGCUACCAUGCGUGCCACUCGCUAUUUCGCAGAAUCUGUCCGCCCUGGCAAUGAACGUAAUUUCCCCGCCGUUGCUGCCAAUUCCUUGAAACAGUACAAGAACAAUGAUGGUUUUGGCAAGCGUGUUUAUAUGGGUAUUGAUGUUGAUUACGAUGUGGAAGGUGAUUAUAUGUUAGAAGUCAAUGCUAAGAGCCCAUUCGGUAAGAGAGAACCUGCUCAAAAACAGAAUAACUAUCAUGGUGUCCACAAGGCCUGGAAAAACUUACGUGACAAUGAAUAAAUUUUGAAAGGACUAAGAGAGGAAAGGAAAAUUAUGCCGGUAUAAGAUUACAUUGGAUAAUUUGUGUGUUAAGAAGAAUAGAUUUGUAGUGCCAAUUAGAGUAUAAGUUCAUUUGAUAAAAUAAAUGUUGAGCAUUUUUU